Chinchilla lanigera (long-tailed chinchilla) is the source of this 2456-nucleotide messenger RNA. RefSeq names its product calcium channel, voltage-dependent, beta 3 subunit (gene Cacnb3). Gene Ontology annotation, molecular function: high voltage-gated calcium channel activity; protein binding. Gene Ontology annotation, biological process: regulation of voltage-gated calcium channel activity; neuromuscular junction development; chemical synaptic transmission. The record is from RefSeq and is a predicted model, not a curated record. Gene Ontology annotation, cellular component: voltage-gated calcium channel complex. Lineage: Eukaryota; Metazoa; Chordata; Mammalia; Rodentia; Chinchillidae.
CCCGCCCCCGGCGCCGGCGCGCCUCCCCCGCCCGGACUCCCCCAUGUAUGACGACUCCUACGUGCCCGGGUUUGAGGACUCGGAGGCGGGCUCAGCCGACUCGUACACCAGCCGCCCCUCUCUGGACUCCGACGUCUCCUUGGAGGAGGACCGGGAGAGUGCCCGGCGUGAAGUGGAGAGCCAGGCCCAGCAGCAGCUCGAGAGGGCCAAGCACAAACCUGUGGCGUUUGCUGUGAGGACCAAUGUCAGCUACUGCGGUGUACUGGACGAGGAGUGCCCAGUCCAGGGCUCUGGAGUCAACUUUGAGGCCAAAGAUUUUCUGCACAUUAAAGAGAAGUACAGCAACGACUGGUGGAUCGGGCGGCUAGUGAAAGAGGGCGGGGACAUCGCCUUCAUCCCCAGCCCCCAGCGCCUGGAGAGCAUCCGGCUCAAACAGGAGCAGAAGGCCAGGAGAUCGGGAAACCCUUCUAGCCUGAGUGACAUUGGCAGCCGGCGCUCUCCUCCACCAUCUCUAGCCAAGCAGAAGCAAAAGCAGGCAGAACAUGUCCCCCCAUACGACGUGGUGCCCUCCAUGCGGCCUGUGGUGCUGGUGGGGCCCUCUCUGAAAGGUUACGAGGUCACGGACAUGAUGCAGAAGGCUCUCUUUGACUUCCUCAAACACCGGUUUGAUGGCAGGAUCUCCAUCACCCGAGUCACAGCUGACCUCUCCCUGGCAAAGCGGUCUGUGCUCAACAACCCUGGCAAGAGGACCAUCAUCGAGCGCUCCUCGGCCCGCUCCAGCAUUGCUGAAGUGCAGAGUGAGAUCGAGCGUAUAUUUGAGCUGGCCAAAUCCCUGCAGCUGGUAGUCCUGGAUGCGGACACCAUCAACCACCCAGCACAGCUGGCCAAGACCUCGCUGGCCCCCAUCAUCGUCUUUGUCAAAGUGUCCUCCCCCAAGGUACUCCAGCGGCUCAUCCGCUCCAGGGGCAAGUCCCAGAUGAAGCACUUGACUGUGCAGAUGAUGGCGUACGAUAAGUUGGUUCAGUGCCCUCCAGAGUCAUUCGACGUGAUUCUGGACGAGAACCAGCUAGAGGAUGCCUGUGAGCACUUGGCCGAAUACCUAGAGGUUUACUGGCGGGCCACCCACCACCCAGCCCCUGGUCCUGGACUUCUGGGCCCGCCCAGUGCCAUCCCUGGACUUCAGAACCAGCAGCUGCUGGGAGAGCGAGGCGAGGAGCACUCACCGCUGGAGCGGGACAGCUUGAUGCCCUCAGACGAGGCCAGCGAGAGCUCCCGCCAGGCCUGGACGGGGUCUUCACAGCGGAGCUCCCGCCACCUGGAAGAAGACUACACAGAUGCCUACCAGGACCUGUACCAGCCGCACCGCCAGCACAGCUCAGGGCUGCCCAGUGCUAACGGGCACGAUCCCCAAGACCGGCUCCUGGCCCAGGACUCGGAGCACAGCCACAAUGACCGGAACUGGCAGCGCAACCGGCCUUGGCCCAGGGAUAGCUACUGACCGCACCGUCGCCGUGCCCUGGCAGGCACGGGCGCAGCUGGCUGGGACACCCACUCCAGGCAGGUUGGAGUUAGACUGGCAUUAGGCUGCCACUAGACUCAGCUCCCACAGUCCCCUGCCACGCCCCGGCUCCAGGGCUGCCUGUGGUCCCAAGGUUCUGGGAGAGGCAGGGGGCCCUCUUACCUCCUGAGCACAGUGACCCCCUAGGCUCCAUCCCAGGUACUAGCUGUGUGUUCUGCACCCUUGGCACCUUCCUUGCCUCCUGCACAAGAAGCUGCCCCACUGGGCAGUGCCCUCAGGCCAGGAUCCCCUUAGCAGGGGCCUUCCCACUAGACUCAGGGAAGGGAUCCCCUCUCAGAGUAGCUGCAAGGGUGGGGUGUGGAUGCCACGGCGUGAGGAAGCAGCAAGGUUCCUGAGCAGGCCCGAGUCCUAGCAGGCAAGGGGCUUGGGGCUUACGCUUUGGAGUCUGAAGGCCUCUGCUCACCUCACUUCAUGUCAGAAACGAGACAAUCAGAGUGGAGUGGGGACCCACAUCCACGGCUAGAGCAGCAGGCGGGGAGGCCAGGCUCACGACUGCAGCUGCAGGUCUGGGAGGGAAGGGUCUUAGCCUCUGGCAGGACCAGGGAGCCAGAGCACGAUCACACUGCGGGGGACAGGAGCCCUCCUGGACUGGGGGUUUGGGAAGACGGAGUGUCCGGGCUCCUCGCCUCUCCUUUUGCCCUUGCAUCCUGUCAUUGCUGUUCUUGCCCUUCGGGCCUCCUGGAAGACAGGAGCGCCAGACCCUGACCCCUGACCCAGUGCUGCUUGUUAGGGUAGGGCUGGAGGGGGAGACGGGACAGCGGACAGCCCGAGCCGUCUGCCUGGCCACCCUCGCCUAUGGCUCCAGCGUGUGACGGACAGAGCAUGUUCCAUAAGACCCCGCCCCACCUCAGUCAUCAAUAAAACACCAUGCACCACC